AUCGGUGCCUUCUCUCUUUUCAAACGCCUUGCUGAAUCGACCGCACCUGGGCGCCAGGGCCGCCGCCCGCCGCCCACCUCCGUCGCGCGGCACCUCGUCAAGUUUCGGCCGGGCAGGGCGCGUGCGCUUAGAGGUCGAGCGCUGCCUCGCCGCCGACGACCGCCAUGGCGUACGCGCGCCUGGAGCUGCGAUGCCCCAGGGCGCUCGACCCCCGCCCGAGCUGGACCCUCGGCGACGUCCUCACCGAGCUCGACGCACUCGAAGCCACCCGCCGCGCCGCGCCCCCCACGCCCCUCAAGCAGCAGCCGGAGUGGGCUGGCGGUGGCAGCGCAAGGAAGAAGGCCUUUGUGAUGCGGAUUGAGGAGGAAGACGACACGGAGGAGGAAGACGAUAAUGAGGAUGCCCGGGCUCUUGUGACCGGAGCCAGGUUCUCAUGUAAUGAUCUCGAAUGCAGCAGCUUUGAAGAAUCAGGGGAUGAAUUAGAUAGCUGCAGUACAUCAUACCACCUGAUGGAGAAAAGGAGCCUAGAGAAAAGCAUUCUGCUUGAGCUGGAACGCGAUCAUUAUCUCAAAAUUCAAGAGGAAGUUAGAAGCAAGUUAUCUUCAUUGGAGGUAUGCCACCAAAACGAAAUCCAGAGAACAAUCACAUCAUUUGCUCGACUUCAGAAAUAUGCAGAAUCACGAAAGGAGAUAGAUAGAAGGCUAGAUGUCCAAUUCCAGAGAAAAAUUGCAGAAGUACUCGAUAAACACUUAUCUAUGGUCCAAAGGGAUCAUGAACAAAAAUCCCAGAUUGUGGAACGUAGAAUAAGAGAUGAUGCAGCUGUUGAAGAAGCUAAAAGAAGGGAGCAAUCUAUGAAGGAAGAAAAAAUAAAACAGGAAAGGGCCAGACAAGAAGCAGAGGCCAGGCAGAAGGCAACUGCAAAAUUAGCAGCUGAUGCACAGAAAGCAGCAUAUGAAGCUGCUCAAAAGGAAGCUGUAGAAAAGGAAGCUGCUAAAUCGAGGGCAGAAGCAGUUUCCACAUCUAGCCAAAUUUCUCAGAACAGUGUUGCCCAUGCAACAAUGGCAACCAGUACUGAAAUCAAAUCAGAAUUACCAGGAAUCAAAAUUUAUGCUGACAGGUCUGCAUUAGAAGCGGAAUCACGGAGGCGCGCAUUACAUGACCAAGUGCCAUCAAACAUUUACCUCAGCAAGGAGUAUAGGCGAUAUGACCGACAAAUUGGAAAGUCUAUUAGUAAACUUAUGCCAACUACUGACAGUGUCAAAGCCAGGGCUAGUGAGCUUAUUAAAGCUUUAGAUGGACAAGAUUGUCCUCGUCCAAUCGCUUGUCGUUUAUUUGCAGACAAGAUGAUUUCAAUAGUCAAGAGUCGGAAUCCUACGGACAAGACUUUUGGAAAAUUGGCCUUUGCUUGUGGAUAUGUCAUGCUACUAGUCACUAAUCAGGUACCAGAUGCAAUGGGUUAUCUUCUGGCUGAGUUCAACAAAGUUUGCAUGUACACAGUCCCAAAGCAUCUGCAUGCUUUGAAUGCACAAGCACGAAACACAGAUUACUUCAGGCUUAUUGGCUACCAGGAAGAAGAUGGAAAACUUCAGAGCACUGAGAAGUAUUUGGUAAAUGUUGUUGCAUACGUCAAACUGUAUGCUGCCAUGAUUCAGACAGAAAUCAAAGGUGUGCGGCAUCCACAUGGCUUAGCCGAGGGAUGGAAAUGGCUUGCAAUGUUCCUCAAUACUCUCCCAGCGAUCCCAGCCACUGCUUUUGCUCUUCAUGCUUUCCUCAAGGUGGCUGGUUUUUCGCUUCACAAGAAAUAUGGAUCGCAGUUCAUGAAAAUUCUAGAUGUAAUUUCGCGGCAUUUCAUACCAGCUUUGAAAGCACAAGGCUCAAAAGUUCAGCCAGAGGCUAUCAAUAAUCUACAAAAUUAUCUGAAUGACAAAAUUUAUCUGGAGGAGCCAGAAGGGCAGUACCUCGCCCAGCAGCUGCUAUCGAAAAUGUUCUUGUGAAGAUUAACAUCGAAUCGGCAUGGAGCUACAACUAUGAUUAGCAGCAGCAGUUACCAGUUGGUGCAUCUAUUUUGUCUGAGGGAGUAAGCUGCGUGGGUAUAACUUAUGGAGAAGCCUAAAAUCUUCUUGAAGAUUAUGUUGGAUGGAUUUGAUCAUGUUACUAAAUUAGGAUGCAAGUGCCACUUGGUGGAGGUCAUGCGAUUUGUUGUAUGUACUGUGUGUCUGUACUAUGCGGUGCAAACCUUCUGUCAGUUUGAAGUCAACGUUGUUUUGAAUGCAAUUCAUCUGCGUUGAUCAAA
Messenger RNA from Triticum dicoccoides, 2293 nucleotides. RefSeq names its product protein GLE1-like. Lineage: Eukaryota; Viridiplantae; Streptophyta; Magnoliopsida; Poales; Poaceae. Gene Ontology annotation, cellular component: nuclear pore; nuclear pore cytoplasmic filaments; cytoplasm. The transcript has 15 exons. The record is from RefSeq and is a predicted model, not a curated record. The coding region runs from base 165 to 1994 and encodes 609 amino acids. Gene Ontology annotation, biological process: poly(A)+ mRNA export from nucleus. Gene Ontology annotation, molecular function: inositol hexakisphosphate binding; translation initiation factor binding; phospholipid binding.